Messenger RNA from Phytomonas sp. Hart1, 512 nucleotides. NCBI's taxonomy places the organism in Eukaryota, Euglenozoa, Kinetoplastea, Trypanosomatida, Trypanosomatidae. The record is from the annotation of a GenBank genome assembly.
GAGUUUUUUUUAUCGUGUAGAAAUGUACAGUGAUCAGGAAAGGAAACAAUUUAGAAAUUAUGUGCGAGAUAUUUCAAGAGUACAACGUAAUCAUGUUGCUAAUCGUAUAGAAAGACUUGCUUCACAACAAAGUAAACCAUGGCAGUAUUUCAUUGGAUGUGUUAUGUUUUCAACUGCAAGUGUUUUGCUGAUUUUUAAGCUUUAUGGUCCUCGCCAUAUAUUUAAAAAUAGUAUGUAUUACGCUCGCCCACUUCCUGCAGCAAUCAGUAUGGGCGUAGCCUUGUUUGGUCUCAUAUAUACAUGUCGUGGAAUGUUAAUACGCAAUCGCAUUUGUAUCAUGAUAGACGAUUAUGAGUACGAGCUAAAGAGAAUUAAAGCUCAUCAUUGCGAAGAGGGAGUUGAUCAACUUGCAUGGCUAGAAUUUAUCAAAGAAGGUGUAAAGCAGGAAUCUGAAAAUCGCUUUGAUUUUUCUAAGCUGAAAGAGUGACCAUACAUUGUGAGAAUACAGAAAA